CCGUCGCGCUUGCCAACCUCAAUCAACGAUCUCACCCAGACUCUGACUACGCGCUCGCUAUUUUCCGAUACAGUGUCUACGAAUCAUGUCCGGCUGCAACGCUGGUCCUAACGCGUGACUGAAUAGAACCACCCAGCGUAAGUGUUGUUGAGUUGGUGCGCCACUUCAACCUAGUUCGCAUAUGAGCAACGACGCCAAGGGAAGGAGAGAACCGCUUAUCUGACCUGGCGGUGACGAUGAGAUGAGAUCUCGCCCCCAAGAUGGUACGCAAAAGAAAAGAACGGUCUCUCGGGGGACUGGGUGAGAAGCAUCCGGAACGUAAAAGGGCCAGGUUGGAUCGGACUAAGGGUCGGAUCAAGCAUUACGUACUGCCACAGUAUUAUGACAAUGUACAGACACUCCGCGAAUACCUGCUUUCGAAGCUGCCGGGCUCUUCGAGGCUUCGUCGCAAGAAAAUAGCUUUGUUAGGGAAGGACGAGAAUCGGCCAAGUAAGGAAGGCCACGAUUACAUCCCGGAGCUGGUCGUGUUACUAGAUACGACGCUGGUUUGCACACAUAAUCGCUCCCAGGCUCAAUCUGAUUCUAGGUGGGAGCAGUGGAGGUCCUUUUCGCAGAAAGCAGACGAAUCUGUCGUAUCGGCUUCAGGGAACCUUGCCAGUGCCGCAGCUUCGCAGUCAGAGAUUGUUGACUUUUCCAUCUGGCAACUUUUCUCCAAAAUUCAGCCUCAUACCGCGUGGCCGAAACAUAUCCUAUGCGAUGGCUUCAAAAAACGAGCUGAAAAUGUCGCCAACGGCAAUGGCCAAGACGCUGCCGGGCCCAUUCCGGGACUCGUUUCCGUCCAACCGAAUCACAGCGUCCAAGCUCUCAAGGAGACUCCGUGGCCGCAGACCCUUAUGCUGCUUGGAAAAUCGGGCGAGCAGAUCAUGAUUGAUCUACUCAUUGACACGGCCGUCUUCCUCCCGGUAAAGGCCGGCAUCGGCAAUUUGCACCAACUGAGCGGUAUUCCAAUAUUGGAAUCCAGCGUGUCAGUAGGCACGAACCAGAGUAAGACGGACCAUUCGAAAGGCCAAUCCAAACCGGUAGAUGCCGUUCACGAACGACUUCCUUCCGAAAUAACUUUUGUGAGGAAUCGCAUGCUCUACGCCAGAGCCGCACUCACCACCAAGGGCACUGUCCAUCACGGCCUCAGACAUAUACACGCUUUGAGCCGCUAUCCGUAUGUCUCUCCAGAUCAGACGUCAGAAGAAGAGAAGGGAGCUCUGCCCGUAUCCAAUGAGCGAAACACACUCAAGGUCAUGAUGUAUAUUUUCCCUCGGCAGUUUGGCCUACACAACGUGUUUACCUCAGCGAUUGAUUACUCCAAGACCUCUCAGAAGUUUGCAGACUACACCCUACGCGAGGAGGAAAUCGCCACGGUAUACAAAGAGCAGAAAGUGCGACUUCCCAAGCGACUACGGGGAGACGCCAAACGGCUUGUCGAGAGGCUCCAACUUCUCCAUGGCCGUUGCGCCUACGCCGAGUUACUGCGACAUUACUGUCCAACUCCUAUCGACUUCAGGUCUCGUACCACUCUGUCGAAGAAGACAAUGAAGCAGUCUCCAAACCUUCCUGUUUCUCAGGCACCAGGAAGUAGGACGCUACAGACGGAGCACACCCCUCUUUCCAGUAAUACAACACAGAGCCGCCACAAGUCACGUCAACCAGCCUUGUCUCUGCCGGCGAUUAAAUUCGAUGCAGUGACUGAAUUGGCGACUUCUGCGAGCCACGUAUCCGCCUAUUGUAAGGCUGUGUUGGCCAAGGUCAUUCCCAAUGAGUUUUGGGGGUCCGGCGACGACCAGGUUCACAACAAAAACCUUCUACUGAAGAAGGUCGACCAUUUUGUCAGAAUACGGAGGUUCGAAAGCAUGACCCUGAAUGAACUUGCAGACGGUAUCAGGGUGACGAGCAUGGCAUGGUUAGCGCCGCCCGCUCUGAAGGGACAGAAGACCAGUCAAACGGACAUGAAGAAGCGACUCGAGAUACUGAAUGAAUUCCUGUACUAUGUUUUUGAUUCUCUCUUGAUACCCCUUCUGCGCAGCAAUUUCUACAUCACCGAAUCAAGUUCUCAUCGUUAUCGGCUCUUUUACUUUCGACACGACAUCUGGCGGUAUGUAGCAGAGCCAGCGAUGACGACCCUCCGGACCACCAUGUUUGAGGAGGUCAAACUCGAUCAGGCUACCCGUGUCCUCGACUCCAGGCGUUUGGGCUUCAGUCGCAUCAGGCUGUUGCCGAAGGGGAAAACCAUGCGGCCGAUCACGAAUCUGCGAAGGAGGACGGUUGCCAAAGGCAAAGGCACGAUCCUUGGGCCCAGUAUCAACUCCGUUCUUGGGCCCGUUCACUCUAUGCUCAGGCUGGAAACGGAGCGCAAUCCAUCCAAGCUCGGCUCUUCGAUGUUCUCUGUGGGCAAUCUCUACCCCCGACUGCACGCUUUCAGCGCUAGAUUCGGAAACCAACAUCCAAAGUUUUACUUCGCCAAAGUGGAUGUGCAGUCUGCCUUUGACACAAUCCCACAGACUGCCGUCAUCCGGCUGAUGGAAGACAUCCCCAGCGAGAAACAGUACAUCAUCAAAAAGCACGUCGAGGUCAAGGCGGCUUUGUUGGAUAGCCAGCCCCAAAAGCAUGCAGUCACAAAACUGACGCGACGGUGGCACUCCAUCGCUGUCACGCGCAACGACACGACCGACUUCGCGCAACUAGUCGAGAGCCGUCUUGGGAAGAGCCGGAAAAACACAGUCUUUGUGGGCAACACAAUGAGGAGGGAGGUCGAGAUCAGAGAGCUGAUGGACCUGAUGACGUCGCACAUCAAGCAGAACCUGGUCAAGGUCGGCAAGAAGUUUUAUAGGCAGAAGAGGGGCAUUCCCCAAGGCUCCGUGCUCUCCUCGGCCCUUUGCAACUACUUUUACGCGGACCUGGAGGCGCAGCGCCUUUCGUUCCUGGCGGCGGAGGACUGUCUUCUUUUGAGGCUGAUUGACGACUUUCUCCUCAUCACGACAGAUCCGUCGAAGGCGCGGGAGUUCGUUGAAGUCAUGCACGGCGGGCUCCCCGAGUACGGCGUCACCGUCAACCCUAAGAAGACGCUGGUCAACUUCGGCAUGGCCGUCGAUGGAAUGAGCGUGGCUAGGAUGCCGGAGGGGUCUCGUUUCCCCUAUUGCGGCCUGGGCAUUGACUGCAACACACUUGACAUCGUCAAGGACCGGGAACACAUCAAAGACGCCGUUGUCUCUAAUGCUCUGACGAUCGACUAUGGCAAUAAGCCCGGCCAGAACUUCCAACGGAGAGUCCUGAACGCCUUCAAGAUCCAAUCCCACCUCAUGUUCUAUGAUACCAAGCACAACGCCAUGGGGACCGUCAUGUCGAACCUCCACAAGGCCUUUGCGGAAACGGCCGAGAAGAUGUGGGCUUACUGGCGCUGCCUCCCCGCGGGGAGACGACCCGUAGACAGGUUGAUCAUGCAGACCGUGACAAAAGUCAUCGACGUAGCCUUUGUGCUGCUCACGAGCCAGGCGAGGCGGGAGAAAUACCCAGAGUACGCCUGCGACAUCGACAAGACGCACGUCGCGUGGCUCGCGCUCGACGCGGUGAGAAAGGUCUUCGUCCGAAAACAAGCAAACUUCGCGGGUGUCCUGUCGUGGAUCGACACCGAGCUCGGGAAGCUCGACUCUAAGCAGGUAGCACGCGCGACAAAGCACAUUCGUUGAAUAGCGGUUUGUAUCGCAAAUUUUUCGCCAGGCGUUUUGUCACACGUAGAAAAUCAGCAAGAAAAAAGGAGGGGGGGGAGGGGCUUCGCUGUUCCCCGUAGAGGCACUCCGCUUGCCGCCCUGCGAAAGGUAAUUGAGUAACUCUCUCGUCUUGUGUGCUGUACUACCUCCCGUGCUCGUGCUGCCCGUAGUUCGACAUGUCAACAUCCCACGCGCUCCCUCACCGAGCCCAACCCGAACGAUCUACUUCCCGAUCGUAUCGUCCUCUCUUCUCUCCCGUAACAAUUCACGUAGUACGAACUGCAUCACACGAACGUCUGAACGACCGAACCAGCAACCGACCGACACCCUUCAGGAGCCAGUGAAUCAGAGACGUCUUUUCAACUUUUCCAUCUUCAUCACAUAAAAGCCGACGGUCGUGCGCACUCCCUGGAAGCACCAUUUCGUUCCCAUACCUGCUCGUCGAC
This is a messenger RNA of Colletotrichum destructivum, 4204 nucleotides long. RefSeq lists its product as uncharacterized. Gene Ontology annotation, molecular function: telomerase RNA binding; telomeric repeat DNA binding. Gene Ontology annotation, cellular component: telomerase catalytic core complex. Gene Ontology annotation, biological process: telomere maintenance via telomerase. The coding region runs from base 261 to 3737 and encodes 1158 amino acids. Lineage: Eukaryota; Fungi; Ascomycota; Sordariomycetes; Glomerellales; Glomerellaceae. The transcript has 9 exons. The record is from RefSeq and is a predicted model, not a curated record.